Messenger RNA from Fusarium venenatum, 291 nucleotides. RefSeq lists its product as uncharacterized. NCBI's taxonomy places the organism in Eukaryota, Fungi, Ascomycota, Sordariomycetes, Hypocreales, Nectriaceae. The record is from RefSeq and is a predicted model, not a curated record.
AUGGCGCAAACCUCAACAAUCAGUCAGGUCCUUCCUCUCAUCAUCGUAUUUGCCCUCCUCGGCGUGGGCGGCUGGGUUGGCUACCAAGUCUACAUCAGCGUCGGCAAGAUGUCCGACGUCGCCUCGGAGCGCAUGGGCAAGAAGAACGUCGUAUUCACAAAAGACGGAGUUAAGGUUGGCGUCAAGCAGGUCAAGACUGAGAAUUAUGUCGACGCGACACAGAGCUGGUUCGUCAAAGCGUGGAAUCUAGGCACAGCCCAAGAUGGCAGUCAAGCUAAGAAGCAAAAGUAA